Molecule: messenger RNA, 3982 nt
Organism: Pantherophis guttatus
Lineage: Eukaryota; Metazoa; Chordata; Lepidosauria; Squamata; Colubridae
Gene: SLC22A7
Product: solute carrier family 22 member 7
Biological process (GO): transmembrane transport
Cellular component (GO): membrane
Molecular function (GO): transmembrane transporter activity
Source: RefSeq, a predicted model, not a curated record
GUCAUGGCAUCUAGUUCAUAUAGAACCUAACAUCAGCAGGAUUUUUCUUCUCUGGCAUCUUAGCUCUUAUGAGCAAACAAGUGACUUGGCAAAGAUGAACUUUGAAGAGCUCCUGAGGGAAGUCGGAGGCUUUGGGCGAUUCCAGAUCUUAACACUGCUUCUGCUCUGCCUUCCAAGACUCUUGCUCCCCUUGCAUUUCCUGCUGCAUAACUUCCUAGCAGCUACCCCAGGACAUCACUGUGCCAUCCCACAUCAGCAACAAUUUGCCAAUCUUACAAAAGAAGAGGUGCUGAUCAUCAAUAUUCCAAGGGAUUUUAAUGGCGCCUUCAGUUCCUGUGAGAUGUUUUCUGAACCUCAGUUUCAUCUACUGCUUAACUCCUCCCUUGAACUGACCAAUGUAUCUGUCCAGGGAUGCCAGUAUGGAUGGACCUAUGAUCGGUCCCAAUUCAUUUCCACAAUAGCCACUCAGUGGGAUCUGGUCUGUGAGCGUAAAAGCUUGAACCAAGCAACUGCUACUUUCUUCUUCUUCGGGGUGAUGUUUGGUGCUGUGAUCUUUGGAGACUUCUCUGACAGGUUUGGUCGGAAAAGAAUGUUCCUGGUGUCUUACUUGGGCACCCUCAUCUUUGGGGUACUGAGUUCUGCCUCAGUUUCCUAUAGUAUGUUCGCAGUGACACGGACUCUGACAGGAAUGUCUAUCUGUGGACUCUCCAUCAUCGUGAUACCUCUGGGCAUGGAAUGGGUGGAUAUAGAACAUCGCACCAUAUCAGCGGUUAUAACCAGUCUCUUCUGGAGUUUUGGAAAUAUGCUUCUUGCUCUGAUUGCCUAUUUGGUGCGGGAUUGGCACUGGCUGCUUCUCACCACCUCUCUUCCAUGUAUAGUGGGCAUCGUCUCCAUGCGGUGGCUCUCAGAAUCUGCCAGGUGGUUGUUAAUUAAAGGGAAGCUGAAAGAAGCUCACAGGCAUUUAAAAAGAUGUGCCAGGAUGAACAGAAAGAAAGAAUUUGCUGACAAAAUAAAUCCUGAGAGCUUACGCAAGACUGCAGCAAUGAUAAGCCAGAAGUCAGAUGGGAACUAUUCCUACAUCAGUCUUUUCCGAACACCAAUGCUGAGAAGGAUUUCCUUUUGCAUGGCAGCUGUGUGGUUUGGAUCAGCUUUUUGCUAUUAUAUCAUUAGCAUGAACAUCACUGGUUUUGGCCUGGGAAUGUAUAUGACCCAGUUUGUCUUUGGGUUCAUUGAGGUUCCUGCCAAGCUCCUUGUUUUUGUUAUGGUAAAUCGAAUUGGACGAAGGAAAAGCCAAGCCUGGGCCCUCAUCCUAAGUGGGUUAUGUAUGGGAAUCAACAUUAUAGUCCCAACAUCUCAGGGGAUUUUGCGUUCAGUGAUUGCCAUCAUAGGCAAAGGAUUUUCUGAAGCUUCCUUCACUGUACUCUUCUUGUAUUCUUCAGAACUCUAUCCCACCAUUCUUAGACAGAGUGGACAAGGAUACUGCUCCUUCAUAGCCCGUCUAGGGGCAUGUGUGGCUCCACUUGUCUUCCUGUUGGAUAGCAUAUGGAAGCCUCUGCCCCAAACGGCAUCUUUUGCCAUGGCAGUGCUGUGUGGUUCAUCAGCCUUCUUUCUCCCGGAGACCCGAGGCAUCCGCCUGCCAGAAACGAUAGAGGACAUUGAAAAACAAAGCUCGAAAGGGAAGAAAAAUCUGCAUGGAGACACACCUGAAGUCGCACCUCUCCAAUUAUCACAAAAUUGACCUGCUGAAUGGUUAGGUGGGAGGAGAAACUGAUCCACCGCAUGAUACCCAGAAUGGGAAAGGAUUGCUGAAGGUUUCAUUUUCUUCUCAGUUGAUGGAUAAAUGGAGCAAACAAAUACUACAUCAGAACAAUAGUUCAGCUGCCUCUUUCCACUACUGAAUUAUGUGCCAGCAGCAGACCAGUACCGAGAAGUACCAAAAGUCCUGAAGGAUCAACUUGAGCAGGCUAAGAAGGCCUAUAUGUUUUGAGAGAAGUUUUACAUCACAAUAUAUUUUGCUGACUGUAACUGAUAGGAGGUAUUCCUGUAGAAAAAGGAUUAGAGAGUCUUGCUGCCAUUAUUUCUGCAUUCCUGAAAUGUCAGGUUUUUCAACCAUUAACCUAUAGAUCAAAUUAACCCUGAGGCCUACAUGUUACUGUUUCCCUCCUCAUUGUGCUUCCACCUAACAUCCCUUUGAUCUUUGCUAGUCUUUCAUCCUCCUUGUCACCCUGCUUAUAUGCCUGCAGUGUGACUGCCUCUUUUGCUGGCUGAAGGCCAGGUAGAAUAUGAAGUGACUCACAUUCUGGGACUUUUACUGAUGCCAAUGAAAAUUACACUAUUUGUCCAACUCGAUGGAAAAUACGCUGAGAGAUUUUUCUGGUGAAUAAGUAUACUAUAUAUCAGUCUAGAAUGGCCUUGUCGAUUACUCUGUUAAAGCCAACUGCCGACACUUUUUCCUGGAGAUCUGGCUCAGUUUGUCUUCUAAUACUUCUCUUAUCUUCUCCUUUGAAGACUGUUUGCCCUGCAUCUUAUUUCUGUGUGUGUAAAACCUGGACAUUUGAGUUCUUACUAUCUUAAACAGAUAAGCACAACCAUUUGUGAGGUUCAGGCUGUGUGUUUCUGUUGAGCCUACUGGUUUCCACUGAACCUACAGAGCCUAGGCCAGUGAUGGCUAACCUUUUUGCCAUCACGUGCCAGGGGGGAAGUUCGCGUGCAUGCUCACCCCCAUAAUUCUACGCACCCCGCCCUGCGCAUGCGUGCGUGACCCCCCUUCCCCUCCCACUCCUGGAACAUGAUGGCCCGGUAGGCCCCUUUUUCUUUCUCACCUGGCUCCAGAUCCUAUCUAUGCAUCUCGGGAGGGCAAAAACAGCCUUCCCCACCCCCUCCGGAGGCCCAAAACGGCCCGUUUCCCAACUUCUGGUUGCAUAGGAAGUGACUUUUUUGCUGUCCCCAGCCUUCAGAGCCUCUCUAGGUGUCUCUAGGUGUCUCUUUUUGCUGGGGACAGCAAAAAAUGUCACUUCCUAUGACAUUGGGAAAUGGGCGGUUUUGAGCCUCUGGAGGGACUCCGAGGGGGGUAGGGAAGGAUGUUUUUACUCUCCCCAGAUGCAUAGAGAGGAUCUGGAGCCAGAUGAGAAAGAAAAACGGGCCUCCCCCCUCCCAGGCCCACUGGAGGCACGAAAUAGCUUGUUUCCCUACUUCUGGUGGGCCCAGAAGCCCCAAAAAUCAGCUGGAGCUGAGCUGACAAGCCCACUGAUACGGCUAUGCAUGCCACCUGUGGCACGCAUGCCAUAGGUUCACCAUCACGGGCCUAGGCUGUUGUAUGAGAUGCCUCUUCCUGGUUCUUGUUUGAGGAGGCAUCUUGAGAUCAGGCCAUGGCACACACAUACACAACAGAUAAAGCAACAUAUUAUAAUAUGAAAUAUCUUGUAAGAUAAAUGGGAAAGUCCAGAAUGUUAUUUGAGAUACAGGAUGUCUAUAUCUCUUCAAGUGCUCACUAAAAUCCUUUAAUUUGUCUUUCAAAUUAAGGCUCUGCUUCUGUGUCUCCUGAUUGGAGGCCUGAAAGUUAAUUUAUACUGAUUUAUUUCUAUUUAAUUAUAUUAGGGACCUGUGGGAUUUUUAGCACACUGGAGCAUGAAGGUACACCAUAGAGAGUUGCAUUUUAAGAGGCUUUCUAUAACUUGAACCUUUUAAAUUGCGUGUUUUCAUUUUCCAUUCAUAAGAGUAGGCUGGUAACAACUAUUUGCUUACAUUAGGAAUGUUAGACACAACCUACUCACUUACUUAAAAGAGAAAACCAAAUCUUAUACUGAGGAAAUGCUGCAUCACAGGCAGCAUUAUAGCCUUAACUGUACAGUCCUUAAGAAGGAAUCCCACUGCUAUCUUUUAGAGUGCUAAUAAUAAAUCACUUCGGCUGUGAUCUUCAUGUGUACUACCCAGCAGAGGGCAGCAAAAACCUACAUUUGAAUAAAUAGUAAAAGACACCUGA